This is a messenger RNA of Lactuca virosa, 1212 nucleotides long. The record is from the annotation of a GenBank genome assembly. NCBI's taxonomy places the organism in Eukaryota, Viridiplantae, Streptophyta, Magnoliopsida, Asterales, Asteraceae.
AUGAAAUCUGCAAAUAAGGAGAUAACAUAUUGGAUGAUCUGGAAAGGACCGUUGAUGAGUGGUGUAAAUACUUACAAGGUAGCGAUAGUGAAGUUUGAUGAUAUUCUUUACAACAUUUCAUUUAUAAUAUUUUAUUUUUUUAGUUCAUCAGGUAAACAAAAGUACCUACAUACUGUGGUUACAAUGUCUUUGGCUUUUGGAGGACCUGCCCAGCCUAGCCCAACCCGGCCAAGAGCCCAUACUUUGAAACGGACACGACGUCGUCUUGAUCUUCGUGAUCGACAACCCACAACAAAACCUCCAUUGCCUAAAACCUUGAAGGCCAAUCAGCUGAAUACCUCAUUGAAUAUGAAUCUCCUCCAUAACACUGUCAGAUCUUCGUCGACUUAUUUGAUGCGGAAUGUUUAUCCACAUCAUGGGCUCAGAUCACUUCUGUCCAGCUCUGCGUCUCUCCGUCGAUUCUCGACGGAAUCUGCACCACCGACUAACCAGUCCUCCUCCACUAAACCAUUAUUCCAAACCCCAUCUUCAGGUUUGGUUUAUGGGAAAUUAGUAGGCAUUACAAAGAACACAUUAAAGAGUGAUGUUCUCAGUCUAUUUGAAGAAUGCAAAUUAAGCAGUGAUGAUCUCAAAGUUGAUUACAAUCCAUCAUACUCACCAACUGGAAUGAUAGUUCAGUUCUCUUCCAGGAGUGCCUAUGAUGCUGCUCUUAGGGCAGUUGCUAAGAAAGGUCGCUUGCUGAUCGUUCAAAAUUGGGAUUACAUCCAGCCAUAUGAUGGGAAAUAUGUUUUACUGCAAGGAAUUCCUCCAAAUGCAAAUUUUGAAGACAUUGAGCGAUUCUUGGCUGGUUGUGAGUAUGAUGCUUCCAGUAUCCGUCUAUUUUUCAGGCAGGGAGCUUCUGGGCCCACAAGGAUGGCACUUGUCCGUUGUCUCUCACCAAUUGCAGCCAUGAGCGCAAUGAUGAUAACAAACAGAGGGUUUUGUUUCAAUAACCAGAUAUUAGUGAAUGUUCUUCAGUAGCUUCAUAAUCAAGCUUUUUCGUUUUCUUUUAAUUUGGAAAGUGUUCAAGAGUCUCAUUUGUUGUAGUCAGUCUAAGGGGUUGUUUGAUUUUGACUUAAUGAGCUUAACAGGGUUAAGUAGUUAAUAUGAACUACAGACUACUAUAUAAGGAUGUUUCUUUUUGACUUAAUAUGCAGAGAGCUUACUUGAAGC